Molecule: messenger RNA, 1049 nt
Organism: Pelobates fuscus (common spadefoot toad)
Lineage: Eukaryota; Metazoa; Chordata; Amphibia; Anura; Pelobatidae
Product: cytochrome c oxidase subunit 4 isoform 1, mitochondrial
Exons: 5
Coding region: 100-627 (175 amino acids)
Biological process (GO): mitochondrial electron transport, cytochrome c to oxygen
Source: RefSeq, a predicted model, not a curated record
CUGUGCUCUUGGCAAAUUUUCAGUGUAUUCUUGGCUGUGCUCCCAGCUCCCUCGGACUGUCUCCAUUUUACAGCUUGCACAGUUCGGAGCUCUCUGACCAUGAUGUCUCUUCGUGUCAUGCGUUCCUCCCUGUUGAGCCGGGUCAAGCUCCUGGGUGCCACCAGCGUCCGAGCUGCUCACGGACACGAGGGGCAUGUGUCUCACCACCCAGAUGGCUCCGAGCCCCUCUACUAUGAUCACCGGGCGUUCCCUUUGCCAGACAUACUCUUUCGGAAGGAACUGAGCUCCCAUCAGACAGCACUAAAGGAAAAAGAGAAAGGGGCCUGGAAGCAACUGAGCCAAGAAGAUAAAAUUGCACUUUACCGCAUUAAGUUUGACCAAAGCUACGCGGAGAUGAACAAACCUUCCAACGAGUGGAAGACUGUGUUUGGGGGAAUUUUUAUUUUGUUUGGUAUAACCGGAUUUGUUGUGUGGUGGCAGAGCAUGUACGUGUACCCUGCAAAGCCACACACCUUGGAUGACGAAUGGAAGGCAAUGCAGAUGCAAAGGAUGCUGGACAUGCAUAUUGGGCCAAUCCAAGGCUUCUCCUCAAAGUGGGACUACGAGAAGAACGAGUGGAAAAAAUAGGCUGGUUUUCUAUUCAGAGGAGGGAAAUUGGGGGAAACCAGUUGGGUACAGGGAAGUUUGGUGGGUAAACUAAUAUCAUUGAAGUGGCGUUCUAUCUCCCAAGGGGGGGGGAAAAAGUUCUUAAGGUACUAAGAUAUUGUGCUACAUCCAGGUGAUCCCCUGCUAAGGAUUAUGGGAAUAUCAGUAGCUAUAGAACCAUGGGCCUUGCUACUCCUUCACACACUCACAUGGAUACAAUUAUCAAAAUCACUGUACACCCACUAAAACGCACUGCGCAUGUUUGCCUGUUCCAGCCACUGUUCCCAUCAGCCAUACAUUCAUUCUCUCUAGCCACUAGUAUAAUGGUUUCUACAAUGUCACCCCCUGUGAACCCGUCCAUGGUUUGUGUAUAAAGUGGUUUAAUAAACUGGAGUUUAAAACUA